AUGCCGCUCGUCGAUCCCGUCACCAUGUCGUCGACACUCACCAAGGGAUCUUCGACCCAGAGCAUCGAUGCGGCGAACCGGAUAGCUGCAAUCAACCCGGUCCUCGUCCUCGACUCGCCCCUGGCGAAGCGCCUGGCAUGGGCCCGUCCCGCUGUUCUCCUGGCACUGCUCGCCGUCCGCUUCAACGCACUCGUGGCCGAACCGGUGGCGACACUGCAGUACGCCCUACCCGUCGUUGUCGGCAUCCAGUCGGCGUAUGCGAUACUCUGUCUCCCCGUCGCCGGCUCGCAGCCGCCCAAGAAGGCUCGACGGGGCGACAAGAGGAAGGGGAGCGAGGUGUCGGGUCCGAACCCGAUCUCGGCUGCCAUUCUAUCCCUCGUCUUGACCAUCAUCACCAUGCCGGCCGUCCAUGUCCUCUUCGUCCUCUUCGGUGCGCCUUUCCUCGACCACAUGCCGCAUACGCUGCUCUGCUCGGCGCACUUUGCGCUGCUCGCUUUGUUCCCGACCGUAUACGCGCGCGGCGUCGACGGCAGAGCUCUCAUCGCCGUGGCGGGCGCGUCGGCGCCCCUGGAUGAAACGUUUGGCAGCCUCGUCGGCGCGGCCGUCGGCGCGUGGCUAGGCGCCGUGCCGAUCCCACUGGACUGGGAUCGGGAGUGGCAGAAGUGGCCUGUCACCAUCGUCGUCGGCAUGUACCUCGGCUCCUCGCUGUGCAGCUGGGCCGGGGCUGCGUUCCAUGGGACGACGUUCGGCGGGCGUGCGACAAAGGACGACUGA
This is a messenger RNA of Drechmeria coniospora, 774 nucleotides long. RefSeq names its product phosphoethanolamine transferase PIGF. The record is from RefSeq and is a predicted model, not a curated record. NCBI's taxonomy places the organism in Eukaryota, Fungi, Ascomycota, Sordariomycetes, Hypocreales, Ophiocordycipitaceae. Gene Ontology annotation, cellular component: endoplasmic reticulum membrane. Gene Ontology annotation, biological process: GPI anchor biosynthetic process. The transcript has 2 exons. The coding region runs from base 1 to 774 and encodes 257 amino acids.